CACCGAUAAUAAUGCCAGCAUGGAAAUCCAAUCGAGAAUCACUCUUGCCAACAAGUGCUACUUAGGACUGAGUAAGCAGUUCAGUAGCGCGUUUCUGUAAGAAAUCGACAAAAUUCUCGAUUAUAGUGACGUCAUAUCGAUUCGAUCCAAGUUUGUCGAUUGGCGGGGAAAAAGUGUUUCCGCAAGCAUUAAUCGACAAAAUGUGGAACAGUGAGAGAAAUGAUAUGCCAAUCGACAAGGAAUGUGUGAAAUCGAAUUGAAAAUUAUUUGUCAAAACAUUUUGAAAAUUUCAACUAUGAGUUUGUUGGUAGCUACACUCGCGAUACAACAAGACCGCAGAAAUAUGCUGCGAAUGCGACGGCGGCGUUUGAGGGACUCCACAGAUCCAUUCAGCAUUCCAGAGGCGCGCUUUAUAGAGUUGUUUCGCUUCAGCAGGGCAACAGUCAGAAAACUUCUUGUAGAAAUGGAGCCUUUAAUGGAUACAGCAGUAAGGAAUACGUUCAUUCCAAACUCCAUUAGACUGUGUGUAGCACUCCACUAUUAUGCUACAGGAUCGUACCUUAGAGACGUCGGUCAGGAUUUCGUUUGCGCCGUAAGUAAGGCCAUGGUAAGCCGCAUACUACAUCAAGUCACAAAAAUUUUGCAAAACUACUUGGCGCAACGAUAUAUUAUAUUCCCAACAACAUUAGAGCAGCAGAAUAUAGUAAAAAAACGAUUUCCCGGCGUCUUAGGAGCGAUUGAUUGCACUCACGUCAAAAUUAAGAAGCCAUCAAGUGAUGUAGAAUACUGCUACAUUAAUCGGAAAGGAUACUUUUCCAAGAAUGUGCAAUUGGUGUGCGAUUUCGAUUUAAAUAUCCUGGGGUGCUUCGCAAGGUAUGGGGGAAGUACGCACGACGCUUAUAUUUGGGAAAGCAGUAAAAUAAAAUCCCAUAUACUAAAAGCAUACACUGCAAAUGACUCUACUGGAUGGUUCCUUGGAGAUUCAACAUUUUACGCUCGCACACGUGUGCUGUGCAUAUAAAAAAUUAAAA
This is a messenger RNA of Rhagoletis zephyria (snowberry fruit fly), 1031 nucleotides long. RefSeq names its product putative nuclease HARBI1. Lineage: Eukaryota; Metazoa; Arthropoda; Insecta; Diptera; Tephritidae. The record is from RefSeq and is a predicted model, not a curated record.